AUGUCCCAACAAACAGCAUCACGUGCCAAGCGCAUCGGAGCGCUCCUCUUCUGCCCCGCGUGUGCAACGCUGCUCGACCUCCCCAGGGACGACCAGGAUGAGAUCGACUGCCACCAGUGUGGUCGCAAAGAGCCAGCAUCGUCAUACGAGAACUUGCCAACCAAGACGUUCUCGUCGGCCGACGCGUUCCCAUCCGCGCUGAAAGCCAAGCGCGCGCUCGUACAGAACAACGUGGAUGAGUCUGAGGCGGCCAAGGACCGUGAUCCGAUUGCCAACGAACGCUGCGACAACUGCGGUCACAUCGGCAUGUCGUACAAGGAGAUGCAGUUGCGUUCGGCCGACGAAGGCUCGACCAUUUUCUACAAGUGUCUCAACUGCGGGCACCAGACGUCGACGAACAACUAG
Molecule: messenger RNA, 405 nt
Organism: Cutaneotrichosporon cavernicola
Lineage: Eukaryota; Fungi; Basidiomycota; Tremellomycetes; Trichosporonales; Trichosporonaceae
Gene: RPA12
Exons: 4
Coding region: 1-405 (134 amino acids)
Biological process (GO): termination of RNA polymerase I transcription; DNA-templated transcription
Cellular component (GO): RNA polymerase I complex
Molecular function (GO): nucleic acid binding; zinc ion binding
Source: RefSeq, a predicted model, not a curated record